UUCUGUGCAAGAAUCAAAACAAAAAUACUCGUCAACCGGCAUUUCUUUGAAAAUUUUCAGCAAUUUUUCCAGUAAUUAAGUACAAAUCAUGGUGAAAAUUGGUCUCCAGAUCAAGGCCACCCUCGAAAACAUUGAGGAGCUGAAAACGUGCCAUCCGAAUUACGCGUUCUUCCUGAAAAUUAAGUGUACCAACUGCGGCGAAGAGUCGGACAAGUGGCACGACAUCACCGAAGGUGAACACGUCAAUGAGGACACCCGCAAUCCCAAGGGAUUCAACUUCUACAUGAAGUGCCGGAUGUGCUCCCGCGAGAACAGCAUCGACAUCGUCGAGGGAACCAAUGCAUCCUACACGGCGGACGAUUCCGGUAAGCUGAAAACGAUCGUUGCCUUCGACUGUCGUGGCGUGGAACCGGUUGCGUUCAGUCCGCGGGCGGGCUGGAUUGCCAAGGCGACCGAGGGCGGACCAAAGUUCGAGGACAUCGAUCUGUCCGAGGACGAUUGGGUCGAGUACGAUCAGAAGAAUAACAACUCCGUGGGGGUGUACGAGUUUGAGUCGGAUUUCGUCAAAUUGAAAAAGUAGACUGAAUAUUAUUUGAGGGUUUCAGUAUAGAGAUAAGAUACCCAAAUGCAUUUGUUCGACUUUGAAAUGUAGCUAAGGCAAUAAACUAUCGUUUGAAUUUA
This is a messenger RNA of Aedes albopictus (Asian tiger mosquito), 681 nucleotides long. Its product is annotated as UPF0587 protein GA18326. The transcript is spliced from 2 exons. Gene Ontology annotation, molecular function: zinc ion binding. The record is from RefSeq and is a predicted model, not a curated record. NCBI's taxonomy places the organism in Eukaryota, Metazoa, Arthropoda, Insecta, Diptera, Culicidae. Bases 89 to 580 code for a protein of 163 amino acids.